AUGUCCGCCCACAAACACGUUCUCAAUACCCCCCAGACCUUAGUGGUCGACUCGCUCAAGGGCUUGGUCGCUUUGAAUCCCAACAUCAAGCUUGAUGAAGCGCAACGGGUCAUCUACCGCCCUACCGGCGCCGAGCCCCGUGUCACCCUCCUCUCCGGCGGUGGAUCAGGGCACGAGCCUGCCCAUGCCGGGUUCGUCGGUCCGGGCCUCCUGGACGCCGCCAUCUGCGGCAACAUCUUUGCGUCCCCGAACGUCGCACAGAUCAGGCGCGGGAUCGACCUCGUCAGCUCCCCCAAGGGGAGCUUGGUCGUGGUCAUGAACUAUACAGGGGACGCUUUGCACUUUGGGCUGGCGGCAGAGCAGUAUAGAGCUGGAGGCAAGGGGGACGUUAGGGUCGUCAUGGUGGGCGAUGAUGUUGCGGUGGGCAAGGUGCAGGGUAGUAUUGUCGGACGACGAGGUCUCGCUGGUACUAUCCUCGUGUAUAAGCUUGCUUCUGCUCUGUCGGACAAAGGUGGAGAUCUGGACGAGUGCGAAAAGCUCGCCAGGUACGCGUGUACCCGUCUUGGUACGCUCGGUAUUGGGCUAGACCACUGUCAUGUACCCGGUACCAAGUCCGGCGAGUCCCAUCUCGGCGAGAACGAGUUUGAACUCGGUAUGGGCAUCCACAACGAGUCCGGUACUUCCAAGCACGCCCUCGGAACUACCGCUGAGCUGGUCGACCAGAUGCUGUCCAAGAUCGUCGAUACGACCGACACAGACCGCUCUUUCGUCCCUUUCCAGAACGACGGGUCGGACGAGGUCGUCUUGCUCGUUAACGGUCUUGGCGCCGUAUCUGAGCUGGAGAUGGGUGGGAUCGUCAAUGAAGCCAACAAAUGGCUUGCUGGCAAGAAGAUCAAGGUCCGACGGAUCAUGAGCGGGGCAUUCAUGACUUCGCUCAGUAUGCCCGGGUUCUCGCUCACGCUGCUACUCCUGCCCCGAUCGGGCGACAAGGACGGGUACUCGUCCGACCAGAUUCUGUCGCUGCUGGACGCACCCGCUAGUGCGCCUGGAUGGAAGUACUAUGCUGCUACCGAACCCGGGGUGGUAUCGGAGGAGAAGGAGGCGGUUGCGCACGCUCAGGCGGCCAAGGAGGUGGAUCUUGCUCCACUCGACUCGAAUGCCUUCCUCGCUGCCAUCACUCGCGCAUGCCACGCACUCAUCGAGGCCGAGCCGGAGCUUACCAAGCAAGACCAGAUCGCUGGGGAUGGCGACGCUGGUCUUACGCUCGAAGCCGGCGCCAAGGGCAUCUUGAACGCUAUCAAGGAUGGCAAGAUCAAGGGCCAGAACGUCAUUGAGGAUGUGGGCGUGAUUGCUGAGGUCGUCGAGGAGGACAUGGGCGGCACGAGUGGGGCUCUCUACUCGAUCUUCUUUGCUGGUCUCGGUCGAUCCCUUCGCGAAGCAGCGACUUCGGGCUCAAAAUCUACGACCCCGGAAGUAUGGGCCAAAGCUGCCUCGGACGCGCAGGAGACGCUAUACAAAUACACUCGCGCUCGACCUCCAUCGCGUACCCUCGUCGACCCGCUGGACGCAUUCACCGCCUCCCUCCCUUCCAAAGGUCUCUCUUCUGCCGCCGACGACGCCUACGCCGCCGCGGAGAAGACCAAGGAGCUGGUCGCCAAGGCCGGAAGGGGUGCGUAUGUCAACCAGGAGGAUCUGAAGAAGCGGGAAGUGCCUGAUCCGGGAGCGUGGGGCGUGUGGAGGAUCUUGGAUGGACUGAGGGGAUACGAGGCGAAGAAGUGA
Dioszegia hungarica is the source of this 1779-nucleotide messenger RNA. RefSeq names its product putative dihydroxyacetone kinase 1. Gene Ontology annotation, cellular component: cytosol. Gene Ontology annotation, molecular function: ATP binding; glycerone kinase activity. Bases 1 to 1779 code for a protein of 592 amino acids. The transcript is spliced from 9 exons. Lineage: Eukaryota; Fungi; Basidiomycota; Tremellomycetes; Tremellales; Bulleribasidiaceae. Gene Ontology annotation, biological process: glycerol catabolic process. The record is from RefSeq and is a predicted model, not a curated record.